Panonychus citri (citrus red mite) is the source of this 948-nucleotide messenger RNA. RefSeq lists its product as uncharacterized. The transcript is spliced from 2 exons. The record is from RefSeq and is a predicted model, not a curated record. The coding region runs from base 105 to 866 and encodes 253 amino acids. NCBI's taxonomy places the organism in Eukaryota, Metazoa, Arthropoda, Arachnida, Trombidiformes, Tetranychidae.
UCCUUCAAGUUUAUUCACUAUAAAGUCUAUGGUAAACAAUUUACACUCUUUAACUUUAAUUGUCUUCUCUGUGAUUACUAACAAUUAUAAUUGUAACUCGAAAAAUGGUUCUAACCUCGUUGAUCGGACUUUUUGCCUUGACCGUUACCGUUUCUGGUAAUUUCUUUGGAUCACCAUUCCCACCGAUGCCAAACUUUCCCUCAUUUCCCUCUUUCCCUUCGAGCUUUGGAUCAGAUGAUUUCUCUUCUCAAUCCGCUUACCCUGGAUUCAACUCUUUCCAAUCUUCAUUUCCUUCAUUCGGUGGUUCCAAUGGUUUUGGUUCUCAAUCUUUUGGUUCCUCUUCCGAUGGUUCAGGUAACAAUGUUGUCCAAACCAUCAAAGUCGAAAAAGAUGGACCUGAUGGCUCGAAAAUAACUGAAACUAUCGAAGUCGAUGGGCCUAAUGGUGGAUCAUCAGUUAAUCGUCAAUCCUCAUCUUCAUCUUCAUCCAACUAUGGAAGUCCAGUGAAUGUUGUUCAUUUCCAAGGUGGAAAUAAAAAGCCCUCAAGCCAAGGGAUCGCUGUUGGUGAACCAAACCCUUCGGCACCAGGAAAUCGUGGUUCUAAUGGUGGUUUCCCAUCAUAUGAUGAUUUCUCUAGUUCUUUUAGUAACUUUAACAAUGGAUUCUUCCCAUCAUCAACCGGUAUUUCUACCGCUGCUACAUCAUCUUCGGCCUCUAAUUUCGUCACCUCUUCAUCGACCAAAACAAAUCCCGACGGAAGUACAGUUACCGAAACUGUAACUUAUGAUUCAAAUAAUCCAAGUAAAGUUACUCGGGUCAUCAAAAGAAUCGAUGCCAAUGGUAAGGUAACAAUUAAAACUGUUUAAACUACAAUUGGUUAAUCUAUUUGAUUAGAAAUCGCGAUUAAUUAUCCAUAAAUGAGAAAUAAAAAACACAAUUUAAUCUAAA